GAUGAAUAGAUAGAUAGAUAGAUAGAUAGAUAGAUAGAAAGAUUUUAUUUCAGUGCGUGGAUUCCUUUCGCUUGACAGUAUUAAGGGCAGGCUGGGCUGUUUAUGAUUUUUUGAACAGACCUUUAUGGCACCAGCCCAAGGUAGGAAAGGAUCUUUUGUUGCUGGGGUUGCUGCUCGCAGGCUUAGACGCUUCUGCUGGGGGAGAAGCUAUGCAGGACAGCGUGCUUGGAAGAACCGUACCCGGGGUUUUCAAUGACAAACCUCCAGUUUUGGGGUCUUCUUUUCACUUCUUCCUUUCAGAUACGUCAUGACGGAUCAAACAGUUACCGUUUGAUGCAGCUUGGAUGCCUGGAGUCUGUGGCCAACUCGACCGUCGCCUAUUCCUCCUCAUCUCCUCUCACUUACUCUACCACGGGCACCGAGUUCGCCUCCCCGUACUUCUCCACUAACCACCAGUACACCCCACUGCACCACCAGUCCUUCCACUACGAGUUCCAACACAGCCACCCGGCAGUCAACCCCGACGCUUACUCCUUGAACUCUCUCCACCACUCCCAGCAGUAUUACCAGCAGAUCCACCAUGGAGAACCCACUGAUUUUAUCAACCUGCACAAUGCGCGGGCACUCAAGUCCUCCUGCCUGGACGAGCAGAGGAGAGAGCUGGGGUGCUUAGAUGCUUACCGCCGCCACGACCUGUCUCUUAUGAGCCAUGGAUCCCAAUAUGGGAUGCAUCCAGAUCAAAGACUCCUGCCAGGACCAAGCCUCGGGCUUGCAGCCUCGGGAGCAGACGAUUUGCAGAGCUCAGUGGAGGCCCAGUGUGGACUUGUACUCAACGGGCAAGGAGGUGUGAUAAGAAGAGGUGGCACCUGUGUAGUCAACCCCACGGACCUGUUCUGCUCCGUUCCUGGUCGCUUGUCUCUGCUCAGCUCCACUUCCAAGUACAAAGUGACCAUUGCAGAGGUGAAGAGGCGCCUUUCACCACCAGAGUGCCUCAAUGCUUCCCUCCUCGGAGGUAUUUUGAGAAGAGCAAAAUCCAAGAACGGAGGACGCUGCUUGCGAGAAAAAUUAGACAGACUUGGACUGAAUUUGCCUGCAGGAAGAAGAAAAGCAGCAAAUGUCACACUCCUGACUUCCCUGGUAGAAGGGGAAGCACUACAUUUGGCCAGAGAUUUCGGCUACACCUGUGAAACAGAGUUCCCUGCCAAGGCAGUAGGAGAGCACAUUGCCAGACAGCACAUGGAACAGAAAGAGCAGACAGCGAGGAAAAAGAUGAUCCUAGCGACAAAACAAAUAUGUAAAGAAUUCCAAGACCUUCUAAGUCAAGACAGAUCACCCCUCGGAUCCUCCAGACCAACUCCAAUAUUAGACCUCGACAUCCAGAGACAUUUAACACAUUUCAGUUUGAUCACUCAUGGUUUUGGAACUCCUGCAAUAUGUGCUGCCCUAAGCACUUUCCAAACUGUUCUCAGUGAAAUGCUGAACUACUUGGAAAAGCACACAUCGCACAAAAACGGAGGAGCGGCGGAAUCCGGCCAAGGACACGCCAACUCGGAGAAAGCCCCCCUGCGGAAAACUUCAGAGGCUGCUGUGAAAGAGGGCAAAACAGAAAAGACAGACUAGCUACAUCAAACAGAAUCUAUUUCGAGAGAGUCUUGCUGCUGAUAUUUUUUUUAAAUAUAUAUAUCAUUGAGGGCAAUUUAUCU
Ficedula albicollis (Collared flycatcher) is the source of this 1703-nucleotide messenger RNA. RefSeq names its product transcription factor AP-2 delta (gene TFAP2D). Bases 253 to 1620 code for a protein of 455 amino acids. Gene Ontology annotation, molecular function: DNA-binding transcription factor activity, RNA polymerase II-specific; RNA polymerase II transcription regulatory region sequence-specific DNA binding. Gene Ontology annotation, cellular component: nucleus. Lineage: Eukaryota; Metazoa; Chordata; Aves; Passeriformes; Muscicapidae. Gene Ontology annotation, biological process: regulation of cell population proliferation; regulation of transcription by RNA polymerase II; anatomical structure development. The transcript has 7 exons. The record is from RefSeq and is a predicted model, not a curated record.